This is a messenger RNA of Solanum stenotomum, 2526 nucleotides long. RefSeq lists its product as uncharacterized. Lineage: Eukaryota; Viridiplantae; Streptophyta; Magnoliopsida; Solanales; Solanaceae. Gene Ontology annotation, biological process: proteolysis. The record is from RefSeq and is a predicted model, not a curated record. Bases 1 to 2526 code for a protein of 841 amino acids. Gene Ontology annotation, molecular function: aspartic-type endopeptidase activity; zinc ion binding; nucleic acid binding. The transcript has 4 exons.
AUGUCGAAGUCUCAACGCAACGAAGAUGGUGGUCAGGAGAGGGAGGAGGAAGUUCGGAGAGACACUGCCAAGAAACGUGAUAAAAGUAGAGUAAGGAAAUCUUUUUCUAACCCACCUGUUUGUGGCAGAAGCCUUGGGGAAGAAGGAGAAGUUUCCAAAACCAGCCAACUCGACGAGAAGAUCAUCAAAGUUAAGGCUGGUUUGUCGGCCUUGAAUAGGAGACUUGUGGUUUUUGAAAAUAAUUUUAGUUCUCUUGAAACGGUUGCUCUUGAGGGCCUUGAUGAGGUGAAGAGUAACCUUGAAGAGCUUGAAGAGGUUGAUGAGACUUCCAGUGUGGGAGUUGUUGGUCCCGUUACAGUUCGUGAGACACAUAUCGAAGCUCCUAAGCCAAAGGAGUUUCAUGGUGAAAGGAAUGCCCAAGAUGUUGAGAAUUUCUUGUGGCAAAUGGAUGCUUAUUUCAAGCAUGUUUGCAUGACUAGUGAGGCCGCCAAGAUCCGAACAACGGCUAUGUAUAUGGGUGACACCGCUAUGUUGUGGUGGCGGAGGAAAAAGACGGACAUGGAGAAAAGAGUUUGCACCAUCGAUGAUUGGGAGCAAUUCAAAGGGGAGAUAAAGCGACAAUUUUACCCUCAAAACAUUGUAUAUGAAGCUCGUAGGAGGUUGAGGGAAUUGAAGCAGACAUUCUCUAUUCGUGACUAUUCUCCAAAAUUGGGCCAAACAAGAACUUCAAGGCGACAAGUCCAUGACGUUGAUGAAGCGAAGGGGAUGGACAAUCAGAGCAAAAAUGUUCCUCCCAUGGUGGAUAACAACCGGAACAAGAACACACUAGUUCCCAAUCGACGCAGCGAUGUGCGAGGUAACAAUCAUAAUCAGCCUUCUAAUUUCUGCAAAAGCUAUGAGGAUCGUAAGAAAGGCAUUCCACAUCGUGAGGGCUGUUAUAUUUGUGGUGAGACUACUCACGCUGCCCGUUAUUGUCCGUCGUUGAGUAAGUUAAGUGCAAUGGUUGCUGGCCAAAAGCAGCAAGAGCAGGCUGCUGCGCAGAUCGGAGGACUAUCCGGGGAGCAAACUGGGCUGACUGGUGGGGAGGAUAGGGUAAAAAACGUUGUUGUUGGCAUGUUUAAUCAUAUGACGUUAUUUAAUCACAUGACACUUGCUGCAUUGGCUGCCCAGCCAGCUAGUGUAAGGCCGCGCGAAUCACUGUUCGUCAAUGCCAAGUUGAAUGGAAAAGACGUUCGAAUUAUAGUGGACACUGGUGCAACACAUAACUUUGUAACAAAGGAAAGGGCCAAGGAACUUUGUUUAAAUUAUGUUACCAGUGAUACGAUGUUGAAAACCGUCAACGCUCUCCCCACUACUGUCCAUGGUUUCGCUCCUAAAGUACCCAUAAAUUUAGGAGGGUGGAAGGGGUUGACGAACUUCACCAUUGCGCCCAUGGAUGUGUUUGACAUUAUUUUGGGGCUGGACUUUUGGUAUGAGGUUAACUCAUUUAUUUCACCGUGCCUCAACCAACUUCACAUCAGCGAUGCCGGAGGUUCUUGCGUGGUACCCCUUAUUCGAGUACCGCAAAAUGGGAUGCACUUGUCCGCCAUGCAGAUUGUUAAGGGCUUUAAGAGAAGGGAACCAACCUUUCUUCCUGCCCUUGUUGGAGACUCGAUUGAGGCAAUAGCUUUGCCUCCUUGUAUUGAGCAGGUCCUUUUUGAUAACAAAGACUUGAUGCUAGAAGAACUUCCCAAAUGGUUGCCACCACGAAGGGAAGUUGAUCACCAAAUUGAGUUGGUUCUCAGGGCAAAGCCACCUGCCAUGACGCCUUAUCGUAUGGCGCCCCCAAAAUUGGAAGAACUUAGAAAGCAACUCAAGGAGCUGCUGGACGCGGGACAUAUUAGGCCUUCUAAGGCGCUUUUUGGUGCACCUGUUUUGUUCCAAAAGAAGAAGGAAGGGACAUUGUGGUUGUGUAUUGAUUACCGAGCCCUCAACAAGGUCACGGUAAAGAACAAAUAUCCCAUUCCUUUGAUCGCCGAUUUAUUUGAUCGUUUGGGGCAGGCCAAGGUGUUCACAAAGAUGGACUUGAGGAAGGAUUAUUACCAAUUUUUAGUUAUUUAUUUGGACGACAUUGUCGUUUAUAGCAACAACAUGGAGGAGCAUGUUGAGCACUUGUGCAAAGUGUUCAAGGUCUUGAGUGAUAACGAUUUGUGUGUGAAGCAGGAGAAAUGCAGCUUCACACAACCCACUGUCCAAUUCCUUGGGCACACUAUUAGCCAUGGGGAAAUAAGGAUGGACAACGAUAAGGUGGAGGCAAUUUGGGAUUGGGAGGCUCCAACGAAGGUGCCAGAAUUGCGGUCCUUUCUUGGCCUCGCUAAUUACUAUCGGCACUUCAUAUUUGGCUAUUCUGAUAUUGCUACUCCACUCACCGACUUGCUGAAAAAGAGUCGUGAGUGGGACUGGACUGAUUUGUGUCAAGAUGCCUUCGAAAAGCUCAAGGCAGCCAUUAUCAAUGAGCAGGCUUUUGGCGCUGCCAGAUUUCACUAA